Messenger RNA from Lodderomyces margitis, 468 nucleotides. RefSeq names its product succinate dehydrogenase membrane anchor subunit. The transcript has a single exon. The coding region runs from base 1 to 468 and encodes 155 amino acids. Gene Ontology annotation, cellular component: mitochondrial envelope; membrane. The record is from RefSeq and is a predicted model, not a curated record. NCBI's taxonomy places the organism in Eukaryota, Fungi, Ascomycota, Pichiomycetes, Serinales, Debaryomycetaceae. Gene Ontology annotation, molecular function: ubiquinone binding; heme binding. Gene Ontology annotation, biological process: mitochondrial electron transport, succinate to ubiquinone; tricarboxylic acid cycle.
AUGUUGUCGCGUCUUGGAGUCGGUCACACUGCCAGAAUAUCAAACAGAUUUAUCAAACCAUCUUUGAUCAGAGGUAUAAAAACUAUUCCUCAACCACCUGGAUUCAUUGUUGGUACCGUUAAUGACGCUUAUGUUGGACCAAAACCACACAAGUUGGAAGGCUCAUACCACUGGACACUUGAAAGAUUAGUAAGUGCUGGUUUGGUGCCCUUGGUCUUGGCCCCAAUGUUGACUGGUGCAUCAACUUUUGUCGACUCGACCUUGAGUGCAUUGUUAUUGUACCACUGUUAUGCCGGUUUCCAAUCUUGUAUCAUAGAUUAUAUCCCAAAAAGAGUGUAUGGAUCAUGGUUCAACUACGCUAUGUAUCUUUUAACUUUUGGAACGGGUGUUGCUGGUUACGGUAUCUAUGAGAUUGAAAAGAAAGAGGGCGGAGUAAGUACCAUAAUCUCGAAAUUAUGGAAAGCAUAA